CUUCCCGACGCUCCCUUGACGUGGAGCAGCGUCAUUGCGGAAGUAGCUAAGUCUACGUGGGGAAGGAAGGUUGGCUUGUUCGUGUUUGAACUAAACUCUGCCUAAAACACUAUAAAUGUGCGACCUACGGAACCUACAAUAACCCUACCGCGCCUCGCGGAACCUACAACCUCCCCGCCCGCUAGCUGAAUGGCCUUGUACCGCCAGGGCGUGUAGAUCCGAUGGGAGGGAUAGCCGGGUAGUUCCCUGUAAUGCUUCGGUGGCUGCGGCAGUCUCUUCGGCAGGUGUCUAGUCUGAUGGCCCGGAGACCAGUGCUUGUCUGCGGGGCGAUACUGCUGAGCGUCCUGCUACUACUGGCCGUUACAUUUACCUGCAGCCGGGCUAAGAAUGUGGUUGCGUCGGCGCGUCCCCCGGUGAGGUUCUUCUCUGCCGAGGCCCCUGUAGUGGACCUGUACCUGGGUCAGUUGGAGCAGGUGGAGAGGCUGAGGGGCGCGGCAGAGGUGUCCGUCAUCUUCUUCUACGCUCCCUGGUGUGCUCACUCCAUCGCCGCUCGCCACGAGGUCCAGGAGGUCGCACGGAGGCUGGUCAAACAGGUGCAGUUUGUGGCGGUGAACUGUUGGUGGAGCCAGGGGAAAUGCAGGAAACAGAAGAGCUUCUACCAAUAUCCUGUCAUCCACCUGUUCUACAAGAGGUUUGGCCCUAUAGAGUACAAGGGUCCGUUCCUGGCUUCCUAUGUAGAGAGGUUCAUCCUGAGAGUCAUCACCCCACUGACCUACCUACCAUCACGAGCCACACUACAAGACUUCCUGUCUUAUCAUGAGCCGGGGGUAGUGGGUUAUUUCCAGUUCAACUCUUCUCCUCAGCCUCCCGGCUACAUCACAUAUCUCUCCUCAGCUCUGCAGGCCUUGAAGAGAGACUUCCGUGGUGCGGUGCGUUUCGGGGUGGUGACCAGUAGACAGGUGGCAGAGUCCAUCUCAGUCAGAGAUGACCAGACCGUCUACCUGCACCGACACUUCAACUCCUCAUUGAUUUUCCCUAGUUGGGAGCGUAACUUCACCUCUGAAGGCAUCUGUUCCUGGGUCUUUGAGCACCGCGAGACAGUCCUCCAAUGGCUGGCGCCGACUGGUGCUAAGUCCCGCCUUCUGGAGCAGGAACUGACCAAAGGCCCUGCCCUCCUGCUCUUCCUGCCCCACAAUCCCCUGGGGCACGGCCCCGACCCGCUGCUGACGCAGACGCCGCGGUUCGCUACCAUUCCUGUAGCGACUCCUCACCACCACCACCACCCCUCUGACCACUACUACUACAGUGGACCCUUCCAGCCCCUGUCCCCCCCUCUCUGCUGCCUCUCAGUGGUUCUGCCCAGGCCACACCCCCUCCCAGGCUCCACCUCCAGGGUGUGUGAGCUUUGUCUCAACCAGUCCAAUCCGGGUCGCUCUCCCCUGUGCACCUUCCCCUCCCAGACAUCAGGUGGCGCUGCCGUGCUCCAGUCCUACCUCAGACGAUGCUGCCUACCUGUUGCUGCGACGGUGACGACGGUUGCCUGUAGUAACAUCCUGAGUAGCUACAGCCCGUCGUCAGGUCGCUAUAGUGCCUGUUGUAGAACUCUGGGACAGCUAGGGGUUUCCCUGCUCCCACAGCCGGGGCUAGACAACGAGGGGUUAGGGACACCCCCUCCCUCACCAUCCUCCUCCCAGGACUCCUCCCCGUCCUCCCAGGACCAGGAAGCAGGCGGGAUUAAAGGGUUGAGGUGUCGGACAAAUAAGACGCUCAGGUUCUACAUCCUGGACUCCGCCCUCCACUGGCCGCUGGCGGUGCGUCUCGGGGCGCUAGGCAACGACGAGAUGGGUGGCGGUGGCCUGGGGGAGUUAGGAAGGUUGCUAGGCAACGGGACCGGUGAUGGCGCACAGUCGUUUGCGACCAUCGUGAACCUGAAGGAUGAGGUGCACUACGUUCUGGACCACAGAGGAACCGCUACUGUUACAGAGUCUCUGGAGUUGUUCAUCAGGAACUUUAGCACCUCCCACAGCCCACUGCAGAGACGCCUGGUGGGGAGGAGAGAGGAGGAGGAGGAGAGGCCCCAGAAGAGACCCCUCAUCUCAGAGCUGACCACCACCUCUUUCCUUACCACUGUCAUGGAUCCUCACAGGGAUGUGGUGCUGUUCUACUACAGUCAGGGGUGGUGCUGGCUACUACAGUCAGGGGUUAUGCCUGCCGUGGGAGUUCAUGGUGGAUCACUUCCCCUCUGUCCUCCUCUUCCCCAGACACAGGUAAUACAGAACACACACCUGUCCUCCUCAGACACAGGUAAUACAGAACACAUACCUGUCCUCCUCUUCCCCAGACACAGGAAACACCUGUCCGUCAAGUUCCCGGAGGACACGCCCAUCACUCUCCCCACCCUAUUACGCUUCAUCCUGAAGCACUCCGACUCCGCCCACCAGCCAAUGAAAGCAGACGGAUCCGACCCUCACCCUCACGUUCUCCUCAAGGCGGAGUUCCGCGCUCUACAAGGAGAAGUCCAGACAUUACAUCGUGCACGCCAGCGCCUCUCCAACCAACUGGCCCAGCUGUGGCGAGACAACCGGCGGUUAUCCUUCCACGCCGUGGCCCUGGAGACCCACAAUGCACUGCUGCAGUCCCAGAAUGGCGAGCUGCAGCGCGAGAGGCUGAGCCUAGUGGAGCAGCACAAGGAGAAGAGUCGUCAGUUAGGGGAGGCGGUCAGGAGACUACAGGAACUAGCGGACGCAUCAGAGAACCUUCUCACUGAGAAUACACUGCUGAGGGUUUUACUGGGAGCUCUGAGAGCCAGGGAGACAGAGAGAGGGGAGGAGGAGAACGAAGAGGAGGAGACAGGGGAGGAGGAGGAGGAGGAGACAGGGGAGGAGGAGGAAAGAAAGAGGAGGUACUACGGGGGCCCUGACAGAUGGUGGGAGUAG
Messenger RNA from Oncorhynchus keta (chum salmon), 2936 nucleotides. RefSeq names its product thioredoxin domain containing 11 (gene txndc11). NCBI's taxonomy places the organism in Eukaryota, Metazoa, Chordata, Actinopteri, Salmoniformes, Salmonidae. The transcript is spliced from 15 exons. The coding region runs from base 252 to 2936 and encodes 894 amino acids. The record is from RefSeq and is a predicted model, not a curated record.